AAGGAAGAGUGUACAGAUGAGGUCAACAAAAUAGGAAAGCGAAUAACUACUGAAGUAUUUGAAACAAAAUUGAGCUCAGUCUUAAUUCUUCUAUAAAGUCCAGUUAAGAUUUUUAAUUUUGGUAAUCUAAAAAGCUUGAACUGGACUUGGUAUCCUUGAAUAUAAAAUUAUAUAAAAAGCAUAUUUGCUCACUACAAUCAGGGAUCUUUCUGCCUGAACUAUCACCACUAUUCUAUUGACCUCAACUAUAUCGAUUCCCUCAAAUGUCGGACCUCUCUUGGUCGCAUCCCGAACUAGUGUUAGCUUAGUGUACGCCUCCUUCGUGUUAAGAACGAAAAACGUAAGUCAUGACCCCUUACAAGUAAGGCUUUAAUAAUUUAUUAACCAAUUCAAAGCACACAAAAUAGAAAAGAAAAACAUAAUAACAACAAGUAAAUAAAUGUGAAAUGAGAAAUAAAAGUUAAUUUCAAUCGAACUGAAAGAGUUCCUAAGGUCAGUUGGCCAAUUUUCGGGUUUCUAUUUUUGGGGGCUAGGCAUUAUUACCGCAUAAUGCUAAGUGGGAUAUUAACCCCGAACAUCCGUGACGUCACGAAUAACACGCCACAUGGAGGACCGUCAACCAAAUUAGCUAAUUUCUCAUGGAAAUGUGUGUGGUCACCACCCACGCUCCCCCGGGAAACUAACUCCACCACACACACAUGCCGACUCUAUAUACAGGGUACUCCGUUCGGCAGUCCGCUUAUCCUAUCCUUAUCAAUCAUUGCCCAAUUUAUCGACUUAAUGAGAAUUUUUAAUGCUUAUCCAGAAAUCAAAGUUGGCAGCCACAUGAGCUGAACUUCGGAUGCCGCCCCCAAACCAUGGGCACCUCCUCCUCUAGUCUCUAGCCGCAUUAUUGUUGUGGCCAUCCGCUGCUGAUAUGGCGACCGUGCCUCGGCCGUUCGGUACCGACUUUCUGGCUGGGUCAGUCAGUUGUUCCGUGCCAGCCGUCGGGCGACAACAAUGACCACUCGACGACGCAGCCAACGUGACGGCAUUUAUCGAUUUUUGUCACCCCCCGUGGAGCGCUAGCUAGCUCCCAGUCAAGGAAAAGUUCCAGCUUGCAGACCCAUCGCUGGGUCGGACAUCUACGGCCUUCACAUGAGCAUGCUGGGAUUUGUGUACCUGGUUCUAAUCCUGGGCUGGAUACUGAUCGUCUUGUUCCUUAAGUGCAAAAAGUCCUUGGCCGCUCCAUUUCGAUUUGGCGAGAACUACACUGAUGCCAUUGCCGAUACGGGUAGGGUGCACCAAUGUCCGUUUUCUGUUUCUUUUCGGAACAAUUUUAUACGAUUUUUUUAUACCAGACCAGUUAAAGACUCCAGAAAUCUUAUAAAAACUAUAAUUUUUAUAAUAAUUUUCGCAGACCGACGUCCCUCGGUGCAUGUAAUCCAACUGCAGCACGAUGAUGUGGAGCGGGAGGAUCACUAUCUGGACAGUUUUCACCAGAACACGGAAAAUCUGCAGCGGUACUCUCAUCGCUCGCAACGCUCCACCCUGGAGGAGCGUACCGUUGAGCGGACCUAUCCCACGGAUGCGGUGAUAAAUCCAGCCUAUAUGCACGACGAGGAUUAUGUGAUCAAUGCCCCACCACCAUCCUACGAGGAGGUAAUGCGUCAGCCACAGGUGUACCCACAAGUGCGACACAACAAUCACAAGAUCAGUGAUGCUAACAUUUAGAUAUAUCCCAGAUAUAUCUGCCACCAACUUGUAUAU
Drosophila kikkawai is the source of this 1749-nucleotide messenger RNA. The record is from RefSeq and is a predicted model, not a curated record. Lineage: Eukaryota; Metazoa; Arthropoda; Insecta; Diptera; Drosophilidae.